Messenger RNA from Colletotrichum paranaense, 1281 nucleotides. RefSeq names its product C6 zinc finger protein. Gene Ontology annotation, biological process: regulation of transcription by RNA polymerase II. Gene Ontology annotation, molecular function: DNA-binding transcription factor activity, RNA polymerase II-specific. The transcript has 2 exons. The record is from RefSeq and is a predicted model, not a curated record. Lineage: Eukaryota; Fungi; Ascomycota; Sordariomycetes; Glomerellales; Glomerellaceae. Bases 1 to 1281 code for a protein of 426 amino acids.
AUGAACGAGGGCCAGAACGAGACCGGCCCGACAGCAUCAUGCGAUGAGAUCAAGCCUGAAUGCGGCAACUGUCUGAGAUUCUCGAUGCACUGCGACUUCGCUCCUCCGCCCACGAACCUACUCACCCAAUCUCCUACCGACCUCUCGCCACCGGCGCCGCCACCGGCACCGCGAAAACGGGGCCGUCCUCGGAAGGACUGGGACGCCGUCCGGAAGUUACCGACACCGACUGCCUCCGAAUCCGAUGCUACCAAGACACCGCGUACACCGGCCCCUACAACGUCUGCCGAGCCCUCCUUCUCCUCCAUCGCCCCCGCGGUGUUAAACCGGGACGAUCUCGAACUCCUGCAUCACUACAUGUGCCAUACAGCAAUUACCCUUGGUGAAGCACGUGUAUGGCGAGAAUAUGUGCCCCGGCUGGGCUUCCAACAUCAAUACGUCUUCCACAUGGUUCUGGCGAUUUCAGCACAGCACCUCGCUAGACUCCGGCCAGCAGAGGCCCUGCGGUACGAGACCCUCGCAGAGCGGCACUCCACAAGUGCCCUACCGGCGAUCACGAACCUUAUGCCGAAUAUCAAUAUAGACAACUGUCAAGCGCUAUACCAUACCACAGUGCUCGUCUGCCUCUACACGUUUGCGAAGAAGCCAAGCCCAGGGCAUCUCCUAGUCCUCGCAGCGGACGGCGAGGUUCCUUGGUGGGGCUUACUCCGAGGAGUCCGUAUAGUCGUCCAGAAGAUGGGUAUACAAGCCAUCAUCGCGGGCUGGGAUGACGGAAACAUAUCUUUCGAACAUACCUGGACUCACUGUCCGCCACUGCCUGACCCCGUGCACAAGAUGGUUUCAUGGGAACAACGGUUCGAAGAGCUCGCCGAUCUGGUGGCCACCACGCCUGAGCCCGAGCGCCAAAUGUACACGAUCUCACUUGAAUUGCUCAAGGACUGCUUCAAGCAAACAUUUGGCACCGAAGCGGAGCCGGAGGCGCACGUCCAGGGCCGAUUUGAAGUCGUUAUGCGAUGGCUGUAUAGCAUGAGCGACGACUUUGUAAUUCGCAUCCAGCAAAAGGAAGCGCUAUCCCUGAUAUUGCUAGGGCACUUCAAUGUCCUGGUUCAAACCCUCGAACAUUUCUGGUUCAUGCAAGGCUGGUCGGAGCAUCUCAUGAAAGGGCUGUUCGUUACUCUACCAUCUCAGUACGCCCAAUGGCUUCAGUGGCCAGCCGAACAGGUCAAGAAACCGGGGUCCGUCGACCACGGUGUGCUUUCAGUUCAAAAGAUGAUUGAUUGA